AUACCGAGUAUCUUCGGCGUACCCGUAGUUACGAUAAAUAUAAAUAUUAAUUUAUUUAAUAUAAAAAUUGUGAAAAUACAAUAUAAAUUUACGUCGUAAACAGUUUUCUUAAGUGAGAAAACAUGGGAUGCCGUCCGAUAAAUACCACAAAAAGUGGAGAAUAUAUGAAUACUACUAAUCAAGCACGUAAAGAGGCACGUAAAAAAGAAUUAAAGAAAACUAAAAAACAAAGGCAGUUAGUACGCGCUGCCGUUCUAAAGGGCAAAGAUCUGGCUCAGAUUAUCGAAGAAAUGGAAAAAAUAGAUCAAAUGGAAUAUAAUGUUAUGCAGCCACCACCGCUUAAUGAGAAAGUGCUGAAAGACAAAAGAAAGAAAUUGAAGGAGACCUUGGAUCGUAUCUUGAAAAUGUAUGCAGAGGAUGAUCAGGAAAUGUGGGCAGAGUUAAAAAAGACAGUUAAUCAAUAUGAACGUAGAAGAAUAGAUCUUGUUUCAUAUUUUGAAGCUGUACGACAUGCACAACAAGUACAAGUUGAUGAAAUUCCAUUACCAUCAGCUGCUGUUGUUCAUAAAAGGCGUGAAAUUGAACGAGCUGAAGAUUUAAAUGCACGAUUGUCACUACUGGAAGCAAAAAACGAAUCUAAUUCAAAAUGUAAUAAUAAACACACAAUGCCACCUAUGGGAUUGCCGCCGCCCCCACUGCCCCGUAUUGGACUUCGAUUACCUCCUGGCCCACCACCAGGAAUGCCAAGGAUGUUGAGACCUGGUCCACCAAGUAUGCCAAGAAUGCCUCCUCCACAAAUGCAAAUGCCAAAUCUAUCAAAUAUGACAAAUAUAGGAAAUCCUCAAAUGCAGACACAAUCUGCAACAGGAUCACAACCUAAAACACCUAAUGUACUUUCUGCUGCACCACAAUUAAUUAAUCGAAAAGAUAAAGACGGUAAAAGCACUACAACUAUCGAAGCAAAACCACAAAUUAGGAAUUUAGCAGCUGAUGUUACAAGAUUUUUACCUAUCUCUCAUCGUGUGAAAAGGGAUGAUAAAAGGAAACCAAGUAUUUUGUCAAGACUUUCAGAAAGGAUACCAGAAACGCAACCAAUGCGAACUACUCAACCUAAAACAAAAGAUGAUGCAUAUAUGCAAUUUAUGCAAGAAAUGGAAGGAUUACUUUAAAUUUGUAAUACUGUGUAUAAUAGAACUUUACUUGAAUAGCAAAAAAUUAAAUCUUGAAGAAUA
This is a messenger RNA of Bombus impatiens (common eastern bumble bee), 1232 nucleotides long. Its product is annotated as WW domain-binding protein 11. Gene Ontology annotation, cellular component: spliceosomal complex. Gene Ontology annotation, biological process: mRNA cis splicing, via spliceosome. NCBI's taxonomy places the organism in Eukaryota, Metazoa, Arthropoda, Insecta, Hymenoptera, Apidae. The record is from RefSeq and is a predicted model, not a curated record.